Molecule: messenger RNA, 704 nt
Organism: Haliotis rufescens (red abalone)
Lineage: Eukaryota; Metazoa; Mollusca; Gastropoda; Lepetellida; Haliotidae
Product: prefoldin subunit 4-like
Exons: 4
Coding region: 57-455 (132 amino acids)
Biological process (GO): protein folding
Cellular component (GO): cytoplasm; prefoldin complex
Source: RefSeq, a predicted model, not a curated record
GUCAAAGAGAAUAAUUUCGAAUUUUCAGGAAUUUACUGCUAAUCUAAACAUCAAGCAUGGCUACCUUGAAGGAUUCGGAAUCUGAUGCUCAAGUGACAUUUGAAGAUCAACAAAAGAUCAAUAAGUUUGCCAGACAUAAUGCAAAACUGCAGGACAUAAAGGAAGAACUUACAACUAAAAAGAAAGAUCUUCAAAAUCUGGAGGAUGCAGCUGAUGAGCUAAUGCUUCAAGAUGGAGAUGAUGGCGCCAUUCCAUACCAGAUCGGAGAGGUAUUUGUGAGCUCAACUGUUGAUGAAGCCAAUGAGAUGAUCGAGAAAGCCAAGGAAAAUACCCAGAAGGCCAUAGAGGAACUAGAAGAGAGGGCAGAGACUCACAAGAAAGUUCUUUCAGAUUUAAAAGUACAACUUUAUGCUAAGUUUGGAAACAAUAUUAAUUUAGAGGCAGAGGAUGACUGAAGAAUCAUCGAAACAUCAGAUAUUUAUAUCAUUGUACAUUACAAUAGUUUGCCUCAGUGAAACUUUAGGCUUGGAACACUGUCCUUCCUCAAAUUGUACGAAAAGCUUUGGACUGUGGAUCUUUUUGAAGGAGACUUUAAGGUGUUCCAAAUAUCUUAUUACCACCUGUCAUCACAUGUGUUGUACUGUCUAAAAUCUUGUUUUGUCUGUGUCAUAAUACUUGGUUAACUGAUUAAACAAGAACCUACA